CUCUGCGAGGAACCUACUCCUUCUCUACUCCACCAUCGGCUUUCCCCACACGGAGUUAGUAAAACAGUCGUCUUGGUUCGUCUUCAUCCUCGUCGUCGUCCUCGUCGUGGUCGUCGACUUCGUCCUCCUCGUCAUCAUCCGUUCACUUCUCAUCGUUACACUCCUCCGUGUCUACGACGACGUUCUUGGUGGAAGUUUCAAGCUCGUUACUUCGUACUAUAUCCCUCGCCGCGAGUGGAUUCGUACACCCACUCUAGCAAGAGCAAGAUCAACGGCAACAAGUAUAGUUCUCCGUGGACACGAGACUUGCAGUAUUAUUUUUUUCGCUAUUUUCAUCCUCUAUUUUCUCCGAGUGCCUUUACAGGAGCGCGAAAAAGUUCGGGACGUAAAGACCGCCGAUUUUUCAACCGGUGAUUUUCAUUUAUGCUAAAUAUCGUGAACGAGGUUCAAGGACGCACGAAAGAGAGCUGCGGGGAAAAGGUCGAGGACGUUUCACCGUCGCCGUGAGCACUUUCGUGAUUAUUUACAAGUGAUUUUUCCAUCUAGGACUCUUUGAGGAACAGUUUUUUUUUUCAACUACUGCGCCGGUUUUUCGUAUCGUUAUUUUUGUUUUACUUACUCUACGUGGACAGUGCUCUGUGAAGAAUCGAGGAAAACCGUUGAUAUUGUUCAUCGCUUAUCGUCGGAAUCAUGAUCGUCGCAGCAAGAAAACAUCCGAACUGGAAAUCAUACUUUGCGGCAUGGGUAUUUGCUCUGAGCUUCAUCAACGGUUAUCAGUCAACGAGGAUCGAAGCACCGGAAGUAUUGGCGAAAACAGGAGUGGAAACAAUCCUGGAUGAGGCGACAGAAGAUUAUUGGGCCGGAAGUGGCUCUGGGCCCGAGGACGAAGAUUCGCUGCGAAACGAGACGAGGGAAUCUUUGACGCACGAAGCCAGUGAUCAGGAUGCUGUGGUCUACGUGGGCGAAGGAGCCGCCUACGUGCCUGUGCCCUCCCUGAAGAGUCGACCUCUCAGUCCGAAUCUUCAGGCGCUGCAGACGCUUCAGGGUCUGCAGGGUUUGGCCGGGGGUGGCACCGGAGGAGGCGGCGGUGGAGUCGGGGGUGGCGGUACCGGAGGCACCGGAGCCGACGAGGAAUGGGGGAGACAUCCGGAGACGUGGGACCGCGAGCACCGAAGAUACAGACCGAACACGACGCGUGUGCAGCAUAUCGAGGCCGAGUGUCAGGACGAUUAUAUGAAGAUUAGAAUCGGAUUCAAUGGGUCUUUCGCUGGAUUAUUAUACUCGGCAGGCUACUCUUACGAUCCCGAUUGCAUGUACGUUAAUGGUACCGGUAGAGAUUACUACGAGUUUUACAUACAGCUGAAUAGAUGCGGUACCCUCGGAGAGAAUACUCAUCACCAGGACAGCAGGAAAAAUCCCACCAAAAAUCUCAUGUGGAACACAGUGACUGUACAAUACAAUCCGAUGAUAGAGGAAGAAUUUGACGAACACUUUAAAGUAACCUGCGAAUACGGUUACGACUUUUGGAAGACUGUGACCUUUCCGUUUCUGGAUGUCGAGGUUGCAACCGGAAAUCCCGUAGUAUUUACUCUCCAGCCACCAGAGUGUUAUAUGGAAAUCAGAUACGGUUACGGCACAACGGGGACCAGAGUUGCAGGACCCGUACGAGUCGGAGAUCCUCUGACACUCAUUAUUUAUAUGCGCAGCAAAUAUGACGGCUUCGACAUCGUGGUGAACGAUUGCUACGCCCACAACGGUGGUAACAAGAGAAUUCAAUUGAUAGAUCAAUACGGAUGUCCGGUUGACGACAAAUUGAUCAGUCGAUUCCGUGGCUCGUGGUCGGAGAGCGGACUUUUCGAGACUCAGGUUUUCGCGUACAUGAAAACCUUCCGUUUCACGGGUUCUCCGGCACUUUAUAUCGAGUGUGACGUCCGAAUGUGUCACGGCCGAUGUCCGAGUCAACCCUGCCAUUGGAGGAACUCGAAAAGCGUGGCGAAGCGUUCGGUGACCGGUGCGAUCGGGGGGCCAACGACGCCGGCAACAAGUUUAUCAGAGAAUGUCAACCUCUUCCAAUCCCUCAGAGUUCUCCAGGAGGGUGAAGCCGAGGCCGAGCUGUUUCCGAACUCGACAGUCGCACCGCAGAACGGCGCAGCGGAGAGUCCGACAGGGGAUCGAGUCUGCCUAAAGUCAACGUUAGUCAGCACGAUAGUCGGUUUGGGUUGUGGAAUCGUCUGCAUAAUGGCAGGAACGUUACUGGCAGUGUGUUCUCGGAUGAGAAGAGCUGCGAGGGAAAAACUGCUGUCGGACAGUAUCGAUUACAUGACUCACAAGGGAAGAAUCAAUUAGGCCAAAUCCUCGAGCUGCACAUUACUGCAAGGGAUUUCAAACUUGGAGGAAGAGGUGCGCGGGGGAGCGUCUCGGGCCGUGCCCAAAAAUCCAAACAAAUAAAUAUGAAUAUAAUACGAACGAAAAGGAAGGGAACAGCAACAGCAACAAGAAUCGAGAUCCUCGUCUCAAAUUUUCCGGCGGCAGUGAGAGGCCGUGUCGCCACGUUUUUUCCCCGUUUUUCCUGCGGUCGAUACGAGAAUAGGGCGAACCCGCCGACUGGCAGUCCUCGAUAAUUCGUCAAGCUCAGCCGACUCUGAGUGCAAGAUUUUUCAGUUCUCCCGCUCAUUUUUAAGGCCACCGAUUGGAUGGUUUGUCCUGCGAAGAGAAGGAAACACAUUAGAGAAGUAAACAAAUAAUUCGAAACCGGCAAUCGUGUGUACCGUUCAGGGACGAUCGCCGUCGACGAAACAUCGACAAACGCACCGACUGCCGUCGCUUAUUUCACCCCUUCCGAUGAGCACGCGGGACGUUUACGUUCAUUUAUAAUUAGCAGAGAGCCUUCAUGAAAAAAAAAAAAAAGAAAACGAAAAAAUCAAGAGGUUCUCCAUUUAUCGUAAUUUUUACGAACUCCAACGAGUCUGCGUCUCGGAUGUGAGGGAAAAUUUGUUGCGCCCACAAAAAGCUUAGUCCCCAAACUCAAUUUUUCGCUAUUUCAGCUCUAAUCAAAGUCAUUUUUCCUCAAAUUACUUAAGUUGCAAACGAGAAGAGGUUGCCCUACGAAUUUCUCGAUUUUGGGCUCGAAAAGUACGACUUUUAAUAAUAAUAAAAAAUAAAAAAAAAAAAAACGAUGAUCGAUCGUAAGUAUCGCCAAUCAUUGUUAAUUCUCUGUAAAAAAAAAAAAAGAGCGAAAAACAUUGAUAAUCAAAUUUGAAACGAUCGUUAGCUCAAAAAGUACGAAUAUAACGUAAAAACGAAAGGAAAAGCAAAAAAAAAAAGUUGUUUUCUCGACGAAUCGAAAAAACUUUGAAAAUAUUGUUUUUACGAUGUUAAAACAAUUUAUUUGUGCGAGUUUUUGCAACGUUCUCCAAACAAGGCUCUCGAAUAAUGUUCUCAUAAUCUCACUAAGCGUAAUCAAUAAAAAAAAAAUAUUAAAGGACAAUAUAGACAAUAUCCACGUGCGAAACGACGAGGCCGAUAGACAGAAAUAUUUUCAUACGAGUAUUGUAAUCAUAUAAUAUCGAAAAACGUGACAGCAGUUUCGUUGGGAGAGAAUUUUUCAUAAAAUGGGCGUGGUCGCUUCGCACUUUGUAGGGUUUUUUUUUUAUUAUUUUGUUUCUCUUAUUUUCUAUUAACAAUCAUUAAAAUCAUAAUUCUAAGUAUAAAACGCAUGACUGCGCCUCAUGCCUUAAUUAAGAAGAAUUCAUCAAACGCUUAAUGAAAAACAUGUGAGUAGAACACGAAAAGAAAGAAAAACAAUGAAAAUGUCACGUUCGGUUGACGGCCAGUGAGGAUUAAAUAAUAUUUGUCGAAAGAACGAAAAAAAAAAAAAGAGAAUUUACAAACGUGAAACCGAACCUUUCACAAGAGUUCGUAAAAAUAUUAAUUUCUCCUCCUGGCUGUUCCCAAAUACUCGAGCUAAUGUAACCUUACUUUUCUUGUAACGAUACAUUCUCGACAUUUUUUUUCCUUAUUAUUACGUACUUAUGAUUUUUGGUCAAAUUAUAUAUUGUAAAUAUAGCGUAUUGGCGGUGUACUAUGAUCGACAGCAAAAAAAUUAUUAUUAAACAUGUACGCGAUUCAUUUAGAUAUAACUAUAUAUAUUUAGAGCUCGUGUGUAUCGAGAUUUUUCAAUAAAUCGUGGCAAAACAGA
Venturia canescens is the source of this 4198-nucleotide messenger RNA. RefSeq lists its product as uncharacterized. The record is from RefSeq and is a predicted model, not a curated record. The transcript has 11 exons. The coding region runs from base 691 to 2346 and encodes 551 amino acids. Lineage: Eukaryota; Metazoa; Arthropoda; Insecta; Hymenoptera; Ichneumonidae.